Molecule: messenger RNA, 1488 nt
Organism: Penicillium bovifimosum
Lineage: Eukaryota; Fungi; Ascomycota; Eurotiomycetes; Eurotiales; Aspergillaceae
Product: Zn(2+) transporter ZRT3
Exons: 3
Coding region: 1-1488 (495 amino acids)
Biological process (GO): zinc ion transmembrane transport
Cellular component (GO): membrane
Molecular function (GO): zinc ion transmembrane transporter activity
Source: RefSeq, a predicted model, not a curated record
AUGUCUGCCAACGACCUUCGGGGGUGGGUGAUGAGCGCCGUCUCAGGCGUCGCCUGCGUCCUUGGUUCGGCUAUCAUUUGCAUCGAUGUACUGGUACAAGUGCUCUCCCGCCACAAGAGCUUCCAGAUCGCCAACAGUAGUAACUUUCUGUCGGCUUCAUUAUGUCUCAGCGCUGGUGUUAUGCUCUUUACCUCCCUCUAUAGCAUGCUACCCACGUCGAAAGAAUACUUGACCCGCGCCGGCUUCUCCUCCGCCGCAUCCGCCUAUAUUUUAAUCGGCCUUUUCAUCGCCGGAGUCGCUGGUAUACAAAUAGCAUCUGCAUUUGCACACCGAUUCAUCCCCUCCCACGUUGUCGACUGUGCCCAUACCCAUGACGAGUCGGAACUUGAUCCCGAGCGCGGCGAGCCCCGACGCGAGGAGCACCAUGCACACGACCAUAGCAACGGACAUACCGAGCGAACACCGCUUUUACGACCUAAUGACCGUAUCUCCUUCAAAUCAAUGCCCGCGGUGGUACAGCGGAGCCAACAUCCAGAGCCAGCGCCCAGACGCCGCGAGACGAUGCGCGCCAGGCUAACACGCCGGCUCAGCUCGCUCAUGGGUGGAGUAAAAUCCACCUGCGACGAGAACGGUCCGUGCUUUGGAGUCUCUCAGACUUGUGGCAGCGAAUGCACCAAAUUACUUCCACCCGUUAACGAAGAUACACGACCAACCCUGCCGCAUCGUGAAAGCAUAUCCGCACCCUUGGAGUCGGACAUCUCCCGCGCGCAACUCGAUGUUGGAAAUGAACAUCUGCAAGAUGCGCCAGAAGGUGGAUACUUUGACAAUCUCGCCGCGCAACACCACACGCAUCCGUGCGUUUCCUCGUCCUCCUCGUCUCAGGUGCUAUCCUCCCAUUCCGAUAAUCAUUAUCAUGAAGAGCACCGUAACCAUGCAGACGCCCUUGAGUCUCCACGUCCCAAAUCUGCUGGUGGCAACCCUCACCAUCAUCACGUCCCUCAAAAUGCAUUCAUGUCGAUUGGACUCCAGACCUCGCUUGCCAUUGCUCUGCACAAGCUUCCAGAGGGAUUCAUUACAUACGCUACCAACCACGCCAGUCCGACUCUCGGUUUGACCGUCUUCCUGGCAUUGUUCAUUCAUAAUAUCGUGGAAGGUUUCGCCAUGGCCCUUCCACUGUACCUAGCCCUCAACUCCCGCUGGAAGGCAAUGUUUUGGUCCAGUCUACUGGGAGGCAUCAGCCAACCCGCCGGUGCCGGCAUAGCCGCUCUAUGGAUCUGGAGUACCGGGCAACAUGGCAGCGACGACUCGAGAGGACCCUCGUGGGGUAUCUAUGGCGGCAUGUUCGCCGUUACCGCUGGCGUUAUGACAUCCGUGGCAUUGCAGCUCUUUGCCGAGGGUCUCGGUCUCACCCACCACCGCAGAAUCGGCAUUGGGUUCGCCGUUGCGGGUAUGGGGCUGAUGGGUCUCAGCUUUGCCUUGACGGCUUGA